This is a messenger RNA of Prunus mume (Japanese apricot), 1288 nucleotides long. RefSeq names its product antitermination NusB domain-containing protein. Gene Ontology annotation, biological process: DNA-templated transcription termination; regulation of DNA-templated transcription. The record is from RefSeq and is a predicted model, not a curated record. NCBI's taxonomy places the organism in Eukaryota, Viridiplantae, Streptophyta, Magnoliopsida, Rosales, Rosaceae. Gene Ontology annotation, cellular component: chloroplast. Gene Ontology annotation, molecular function: RNA binding.
CGCUGACUGGAAAUAUACAUAAUUACAUACAUAGUCAGUGACGGACGCAUUAUCUGAAUAUCCGGGGCUGAACAAUGGAGGGAAGCUCGCUUCUCAGUCACAGCUGCUGCUCUUCUCCCACUUUAAAGCCCCAUCUAUCUUUCUCAUUAAGUUUCACUCUCUCCUCUUCUUCGUCUUCUUCUUUGCUCUUCGGAAAAUCCCAUCUUCUGGGUUUAAUCCAAAGACCAUUGUUGGCCACCGUGUCGCUAUCCUCCCCUCGAACCUCUCUCCGCACUUCGACCUUCACUCUCGACGAAGCUCUGGAAAAGCCCAACAGUGAUUCAAGAGAGAUGUUGCCCAAGAUUGAUAAGAGUGGCAGAUUUUGCAGCCCCAGAGCCGCCAGAGAGCUCGCUCUGUCGAUUGUUUAUGCUGCUUGUUUAGAAGGUUCUGACCCAGUACGGUUAUUCGAAAAGCGAAUGAAUGUCCGUCGAGAACCUGGGUAUGAAUUCGACAGGGCUUCGUUGCUUGAAUAUAAUCCCAUGAGCUUCGGAGGACCCCCUGUCACAGUUGAAACUGUCGAAGAAGCAGAUGAGCUUCUGCGGAAUGAUGAAAAGGAAUCUGCAAUUGAAGCAGAAGUUCUUGCUGCUCCUCCAAAAUUGGUAUACAGCAAACUGAUUUUGCGAUUUACUAGGAAACUUCUGGUUGCAGUCAUGGAUAAAUGGGACAGUCAUGUGCUUGUCAUUGACAAGGUUGCCCCUCCAAAUUGGAAGGAUGAGCCAGCAGGCAGAAUCUUGGAACUUUGCAUCCUUCACUUGGCAAUGUCAGAAAUAACAGUGCUAGAAACACGACACCCGAUUGUCAUUAACGAGGCUGUAGAUCUUGCUAAACGGUUCUGUGAUGGAUCUGCACCCCGUGUUAUCAAUGGUUGUCUUAGAACAUUCGUGAAAGGUAUUGAAGAAACUGGUGGUUUAACAACGGCCUUGGGGUAUAAACAGAAAGUGGUCACAUGAUGUAUGAAGUGAUCUUGUUUGGAAGUUUUGUUGUUUUGUAAUUGGAAAUUCUGAUGGUUGUUUGGUAGGCUGAACAGUCUCAAUUUGGGAGUAAUGCUUUAGUAACUUUGUAGGUUUUGGAAAACAAUGGAGGAAAUUACUUUUCUGUUUCCAUUGAAGUGGAAUCUAAUCUACAAUGAGAAAUGGAGGCCAUGGAGGCAGCCAACCAGUGUUGUAAUAGCUGAAAAUUUAAGAAUUAUUAUGUACAUGAUAAAUGUUGAUAUUCAGAUAAUGUCAUGAGUAGUAAGUUAAAUUGUUCA